AUGGUUCACAUGGCCAAUGCCGUGAAAAUUAUGGGGCUUCCCUCUUGGACGAGCGCUUGCGCCACCGCUCCCGAACGUUGCGGCUGCCGCGAGCAGAGCAACAACGUGCAGAAUGCGAAUCGGCUCUUCGACUCCCAGAACAACGCGGCGGCGGGGCAAAUUGGGGACGACUGCAAGCCGGCGAAGGAUGGGGACAACAACGACGUCACCGUGGAAGGGCUCUACGUGGAGUGGACCCAUCAUGGCUGCGGGGUUGGGCAUCCGAACCUGCGGUGCCAGAUCAUCCUGCAGUACAUGUCGGAGGAGGACAACCCCAGCCUCCGCGACGGCACCGGUCAGACCUCCGCAGGUGGCGAUGGCAACGACCCCACGGAGGCGGAGACGGCAGAGUUGGCGCGGGGCUACCACAAGCCAUUUGACUACUACCAGUCCUGCAUGGCGCGUGAGCGGAACCAGGGCCUCUACACCGCGGACCAGGCCCUGGAGGCGAACGGCGGGGCCUCCUCCACGCGGCAAAACCCCAACGGCAACGGGCGGCGCCGCGGAGCCCAGCGCCACGGCCUCGAGUGCCCCGAGGAGCGGGACUACUGCCCCUAUUGGCACCCCACCCCCUGGCACGACAUCGCCAUUCUCACGGACGAACCCUACGAGCGCUGCGACUACUACCGUGCCGAGUCCCAGAACGUUGUGGCCAAGGGCUACUGCUCGGAGCCAGGGUUUAACAACCCGGACUCCUGCGCAGGCAACGGUGGUGCCUGGAAGGAGCAGGCGGCUUUUGAGGAGCCGCCCCCCGAGUGCACCGGGAGCAUCGGCAGCCGCGACAACCACAACGGCAACGGCCGCAACGGCCAUCCGCAUUACUACGUCUGGAAGAUUCCGGAGUACCUCACGGGAAGGGUGGUGUUGCGGAUCAGGUACAACAUCACCACAGGGGACUUCAACUACGGAUCUUUGGUGAACCCCAAGGAAGUUGGCGCAGAGCUCACCGGAUCCAAGGCGGACCCCUUCUUCAUGGACCGGAAGUUCAAAGACCCCAACCCCGGCACCCGAAGGCGCAGCACCUUCGCCGGGCGCCCGGCGGUGCCUGUGCCGCUGGCCCAGGACCCGGCCGACUGGCUGAAGCUGGGGGACACGAAUCAGGACACCUCGCGGCUGCAGCUUCAGGUGAACACCAACCAGUUCGGGCGCACCUUCGAAGACCGCACCCACUCCUUUCUGGUGCUGGAGCGCCCUGCCAACGUGCCCCAGGUGUACCCUGCAGUGGAAUACGACUUCAUCCCGCAGGACCUCAAGGUAGAGCAGGGCACUUUGCUCCACUUCCAGUGGACGGGCUCCGACGCCAACAACAAUAACAACGCAGGGAACGGGCGUGCCGGAACCGACCGCUCCAACCUCGUGCAGGUGCAGUCCAGGUCGGAGACAGUGCCACUACCCUUGAGCAAGCACACCCUGCUCUUCAACGCCCUGGCGAACCCCGACGACCCCGAGGGCCGGCGCCUGGCGGACAAGUUCGCGUACCUGGACCAGGACUCGAUCGUGACCUGUGACCCGGACACCAACCAGAACUCGGAGACCAACUGCAAGCAGCUGAACGGCGCCGCCUACUUCGACGGCCUGGUGGAGAUGAAGAACAACGACUUCUCCAACCGGUCCCACAAGGCCCAGAUCACCGUGACCCGAUUCUCUUUUGAGAUCUACGAGAACAUCGCGCUGGGCGUGGGCGGCUUCCGCUUCCUGGUGCUCUUCAUCUACGUCUGCUGCGCGAUCCACGCGUGCCGGAGGCCGGGCAGUUGGCUCUUCAGCCGCCGCUACCGGCCGCGAGUGCUGCGCUGGGUGCUGCGGAAGGCGACCAUGGAGCGGCUGCUUGAGGAGCGACGUCAGCUGGUGGCCAAGCAGAGGAAGGAGUGGGCGAAUAAGGCCAACGCCCACGCGGUGGAGGAGCUGAACCUGAGCCUGAAGAGCGUAAAGCUGUUGCCCCGCGACGUCAUCGGCUUGACGUUCGAGCUGCCCCAAGGCUUCGCCUACCAGGCCGGGCAGUACAUCUUGCUGGGCUGGAAGGGCGAGUGGCAUCCCUUCACUCUCACCUCGGCGCCGGAGGAGAACUGCAUCAGCGUGCACAUCCGGGCGCCCAACACCUUGGACUGGUGCUCCGCGCUGCGGAAGCGCCUCACCGAGACGGCCCCAGGCCAGGCGGCGGGGCUGAAGGAGACGAAGCCGCCCAAGGCGCCGCGGGUCUUCGAGUACAGCAAGCACACGCUGCCCAACAGCCACAUCGUGUACAAUGUGCCCAAGGUGAGUCCUGCAGAGGCAGAGGGUGAGACAGGGGCCGACCCGAGGCUCCUGGGGCGCAACGCCUCGGGCAAGGUGCUGGAGCCGGCGCGGAGCGGCAUGACGAUGAUCAGCCGCCCGGCGCCGGGGAUGCUGCCGGAGGAGGCGGUGGUGCUGCAGGUGACGGGGCCCUUCGGCGCUCCCGCGCAGAAGGUCUGGGGCUUCGACACCUUGAUGGUGGUGGGCGCCGGCAUCGGCGUCACGCCCUUCGCCUCCAUCCUGCGCUCCGUGCAGCUCCGCGCUCGCCAGCGCGAGACCAUCAUGAGCGCGGCCACGAGGCCUUCGGCGUGGCGGAACAUGGUGAAGAACGAGGCGGAGGACAGCCGGGCCUCCUUGCAGAAGCUGGUGGAGGACCUGGUGGUGAUCCCCAAGAAGAUCUACUUCUACUGGAUCUGCCGUGGGCAGGAGGAGUUCGACUGGUUCUGCGACCUGCUGGCGGAUGCCGCUGAGGGCCCGCACGCCGGCAUCGUGGACAUCACCUUGUUCCUCACCGGCGAGAUUGAGUUGUCCCAGGUGAAGAAGCUGCCCUGCGCCUCGGGCCAGUUCUUCGGGCGACCCAACUGGGGCCGGAUCUUCAAGCAGAACCGAGAGAAGCAUCAGGGCGAGCACGUUGGCGUCUUCCUGUGCGGGUCCCCCAUCAUCGGAGAAGAGCUGAGCCGGCAGAGCGUGAAGCACUCCGAUCUGGUGGGCACGCCACACGCCACGCGCUUCUCCUUCUUCAAGGAGCACUUCUGA
This is a messenger RNA of Effrenium voratum, 3063 nucleotides long. Lineage: Eukaryota; Dinophyceae; Suessiales; Symbiodiniaceae. The record is from the annotation of a GenBank genome assembly.